This is a messenger RNA of Phlebotomus papatasi, 13016 nucleotides long. It is a transcript of the gene sns, whose product is annotated as nephrin. The coding region runs from base 1218 to 5459 and encodes 1413 amino acids. The record is from RefSeq and is a predicted model, not a curated record. Gene Ontology annotation, cellular component: cell-cell junction. The transcript is spliced from 24 exons. Gene Ontology annotation, biological process: cell-cell adhesion. Gene Ontology annotation, molecular function: cell adhesion molecule binding. NCBI's taxonomy places the organism in Eukaryota, Metazoa, Arthropoda, Insecta, Diptera, Psychodidae.
AGUUGGAGCUCGUACGGUGACCAUCGCGGAACGCGCGCGCGCGUCAAUUGACUUCUGUGGAGAACCAUACAAUACCCAGCAAUUUCUCUCUUGGUUUUAAGGGUGAAGGGAGAUACAAUUUUAAUAUCCAGCGAGAGAACAUCUUUGCCCCAGCACUGUACGUGGUAUUAAAAAAGAGUGUUUUAUCUGGACCAUUUUGCGUGGAAGUGGAUCAAAGUUAAUAAAUUCGCACAAAUGGCUCAAGCCAUCGGCAGGAUGUUUUUGGAAAUUCUGUGAAAAUUGAUAUUGUCAAGUGUUUUGCAAGUUAAACGGUCUUCGGGGCGGUGAAGAUAGAAGAGAAAAAAGAAACCGUGUUUUUCCCUUGUGCUUUUUUUUCCCAACCAUCCCCUAUUUCCUUCAUUAUGAUUUUCGCAGAACUUUGACCUUUCAUGGACGUCUGCAGCUUCAAUUUUCGAACUUGUGUGUUUGCUGAAAAAAUUAUCCUUUCGUAAGUGAUUUCAGCCACAGGAAUCCGCCCCUUCAGUUAAUUCUAAUCUAACAAGUUGCUAUUCGGGAGUGUAGAAAAUGCUCAUACAUAAACUGUGAAAAAAAGUCCAAAAGUGUAGAAGUAUAGGACAAAAAGGGAUUACAAUAAACACGGUAUAAUUGAGAGAGUUUAUUAGUGGACACAUGGAGAUAAAAAGGCCAAUUAUGAAAUGCCAAAUUGUGAAUUUUCCCUUAUAGUGACUAAAUAAUAAAAGCGUUUAUUGUUUUUGCCUUAAAAUUGGUAUUUUUUUAAUCGAUAGAGUGUACUUUAAAAAAAAAAUUAGCCCUUUUAAAUAAAUAAAUAGAUUAAAGCUCAAAGGAGUCUUCUAAAAGCAUAAUUUUAAUGUCUAAAUAAUAUAUACGUAAAUGAAUGCCAACCACACCAUAUGGGUACUAAAGAAAUAAUUAAAAAAAAAACAUGCAAGAGAACACUCAAAGCAAAGUGAAUAGAGUUAAGUUUGAUAGUGAAAGAAUGCUGUGAGAUUUAUUGGAGUGUCUUCAAUUUGAUGCUGACAAACAAGUGCUCAAAUUCAAUUUGCAUUCUUGAGGGAAAGAUUCCUUCUAAACUCGGAUUAAUUUAGCACACUCAAAAGUACUCAAAGAAUAUUUCCCUCAAUGAGGAAGUCUUUACUGUGAGAUUUCAGAAAGGGGGAUUCACUUGAUACACCUGGAAAUAAAUAACCCUCAUCAAAAUGCAAUUGACUGUCACAAUGAUACUAUCACGAGUGGCAUUAAUCCUAAUUGGAGUGCUAAGUGCAGUACCAAUUAGUGUUGGUCAACAGCAGAAAUUUCGAAUUGUUCCACAAGAUCUCCAAGUCCUCGAGGGUUCUGAGGCGCUGAUGCGAUGCGAAGUGCAAAAUCUCGCGGGACAAGUGCAAUGGACCAAAGAUGGAUUUGCUCUGGGAUUCUCAGCUGUAAUUCCGGGCUAUCCGAGGUAUUCGGUGUUGGGUGAUCGAUCUCAAGGUGUUUACAAUUUGAGAAUCUCCAAUGCCUCCCUGGAGGAUGAUGCUGAGUAUCAGUGCCAGGUGGGACCAGCUAAAUUGAAUUCAGCAAUUCGAGCUAAUGCCAAACUCGUUGUCAUAUCACCACCAUCUCAUAUUGAAAUUGAGGGAUAUGCUCACAAUUCCAAGGUGGAAGUACGUCAGAAUCAGGAUCUAACACUCACUUGCAUCGUGUCAGACGCUAAGCCACCAGCUCAAAUUCAGUGGUUUCGCGGAAAUGUGGAAUUUAAGCCUGACAAUCGUGAUGACAAAGUGACACAGACGCAUGGAAAACGCUAUACAACCACAUCUCUUCUCCGAUUACACCCUUCAGCAGAUGAUGACUACACAGAAUACUCGUGUCAGGCUAGACACAAAGCCCUACAAUCUGAUAUGCCGAUGCGAGCGACUGUCCAGCUAUCUGUUUUGUAUCCGCCCGGAGCACCGUACAUUGAAGGAUAUCAACCGGGUGAAACACUGCGGAGGGGCCAAAAUGUUGAGCUUGUCUGCCGAAGCCGAGGAGGUAAUCCUCCGGCACAGCUAAUUUGGUACAAGAAUGGUGUUCAAGUUCGCAUGGCUUAUAGAACCGCCGGAAGAUUGUCUGAAAAUAUUUACACAUUCACUGCAGAAGCUAGUGAUAAUAAAGCGAGAUUUCGAUGUGAAGCCAGUAAUAUAAUGUCUCAGGUCCCACUGAAAGCUGAAGUAGAUCUCACAGUGUUGUUUGCUCCCACGCACGUUACAAUCUCUGGGCCCUCAGAAGCAAGAGUCGGCGAUAUUGUUCCAUUGCAGUGCAGUACAGCCCCAUCGAAUCCACGUGCGGAAAUUAAAUGGAUGGUCGGUGGGCAGCUCAUUAAGAAUGCAUCUUCAAGAACUGUUGUCAGUUCCGAAGGUGGAUGGAUAACAACGUCGAAUAUAACAGCAUCAGUGGAACCCAAUAAACGAUCUCUUGUGGUCAUAUGUCAUGGCUUGAAUAUGCAACUAUCGGAGAAUGUAGUAUCGACGCAUACAGUUAAUAUAUUAUAUCCACCAUCACCACCCAUUAUAUCGGGCUAUGUGGAGGGAUCUAUAAUACCAGCAGGAUCUGUGCAGAAAUUGCUCUGUGUGUCAUCCGGUGGGAAUCCACUGGCAACACUCAAUUGGUACAAAAAUGACAAGAAGAUAAAUUCUGUGAUCCGAACAACUGAUAAAUCAGUUUCGGCCGAAUUGACAAUUCUUGCUAAUGUGACGGAUAAUCAAGCUCGAUAUCGCUGUGAGGCUCACAACAGUGCUACUGAAAUUCCUCUCUUUGAGACUAAAACGCUGAGUGUUCAUUUUGCACCGGAAACUGUGAAAAUCCACAUUGAACCGGAAGAAUUGAAGCCAAAUGUUAUUGCUACACUCUUUUGUGAUUCAAGUUCCAGCAAUCCACCAUCCAAAAUUACUUGGUGGCGCGAUGGAAUUCCCGUUGAAGGACUAAACAAUUCAUCAAAGCCAGGACUGUGGGGCGGUACAGUUUCAUCUUUGGAGCUGAAAGUGAAUGUGACCCAGGAAAUGAAUGGAGUUGUGUACACAUGUCAAAGUACAAAUGAUGCUCUUCAACGUAGCGUACAUGAAGUAGUUAGUCUUCAAGUGUUGUACGCUCCAAUAUUCAACCCACCCCCAUCAAACACCGUGGUCGGAGUUGAGGGUGAACCACUGCAAGUGUCUCUGGUGGCAACAGGCAAUCCACAAUCGAUUGCAUACACAUGGACCAAAGAUGGUGUGCCAAUUUUAAACACUGCAAAUGGAAUGGACAGAAUCAUCUCAGAGGGACCGACACUCAAUAUCACAAAACUCGGGAGAAGUGAUGCCGGCACGUACACUUGUGAGGCUGUAAACUCUCAAGGAUCUGCAAUGAUUAACAUAAGUGUCAUCGUUGAAUAUGGCACAACAAUUACGGGCAUCUCAGAAAAUGUAGUGGUGAAUCCAGGUGAGGAUGCAAUGUUGUCCUGCUCGGUGGAAGGGAAACCUCUCACACUUGAACAUGUGAGAUGGGAGAGAAUGAACUACGAUAUGACCAUCAAGACAUCAACAACAUUUGUCAACGCCACGUCCUACUUGCACAUCAAAAAUGCCCAGAGAGAGGAUGUGGGCCAUUUCCGAUGCAUAGCAGACAAUAGAGUGGCUAAUCCCACCAGUAGAGAUGUCCUGCUUGUUGUCAAAUUUGCACCAGAAAUAGAUAAAUCACCGCCACUCUUGAGGGCGGCCACGGGUGCGGGUGAACGUGGUCGGUUGCCCUGCCGGGUCGAGGCUGCCCCUAAGCCAACAUUCGUCUGGGCUCGCAGUGGGCAGCUAUUGAAUGUUAACCAGUCUUCAAAGUAUUUUGUGGAGACGAAGCAAUUGGACUCAAUCACAUACGAGUCCAUCCUCCUGAUAGAGCGUGUGACGCCAUCGGAUUAUGGGCAGUACGAGUGUGUUGUCAAGAAUGAAUUGGGUGACACAAAGGAGAACAUAAGGCUCGAUAUCACCUCACCGCCGGACACCCCAAUCAAUUUAACUGUGGUCAAUGUGACCCAUGAUAGUGUCACAUUGACUUGGACACCAGGAUUCGAUGGUGGCAUGAAGGCAAGCUACAGAAUACGCUUCAGGGAGGCAAAUAGUGAGCACUAUCGGUAUGAGGAUGGCUUGCCGGGAGUACACAAGAUAACGAUAAAUGGCCUGAGAAUGAAUACAAUGUACUUGUUCUCAAUAAUGGCAUCAAAUGCACUGGGAAGUAGCAAGUACCUACCGGAUCUCGCUAAGGCCAAGACAAAAGAAGUUCCUCCAUCCUCAAAAUCUACCUUCUCCCUUGGUGUCAGUCCCACCGUAACAACACCUUCGGGUGGCACUUCGGGACUGCUCCUCCUUGUGGGAGUGGUGUCGGGCACUGUCCUUGUCCUUCUUAAUGUCCUUUUGAUCGGUUGUUGUCUCCAUCGACGCACCCAAGAGAGAAUUAAGAGAGGACUCGAAACAGUUCCGGCAGAAUUACUAGAGAAGGCUCAAGUGCCAAAAUUGGUAAUUGUCGGAAUUGGUUUGGCCGGACUUGGACUGUUAUUAGUGAAUGCUGCUCUUGUUGCAUGGUUUAUUAUCCGUAAAAGAUCCAAAGAGACAUCGACACAGAAUAGUAAAUCUGCCACAAUUGAAAUGUACGCACCCAGUUCUUACAAUGAUACUGUUACUGGUGAGACACUGUCGAGUGUUUCCGAAAAGAGUGAUUCAUAUUCAAAUGAGGGAAGUCAGCCUGAUUACAUGGAUGACACACGAAAGAAGGUGGCAUCGACUUAUUUGGUGGAGCACAACGACAUCCCACCGCCUAGAUACCAAAGAGAUGGGACUCUGCCUUGCCACUAUCCCAACAAUACUGUCGUCAAUUCCAGCCACACAAGAACACUGCCCCAUCCGCGCCACAAUAAUCAACACGCGGAUCAACGGUCGCGAGAUGAUCAGAUGCUAGGCAAGACCUACAUGCCGGCACCAUCGCCGGCCCCACCCUUGGACGGGUCGUACUACAAUAUGAACAGCGACCGAUACUUAUCCUAUCCACCGAUGGAUUAUCCUCAAAUGGAGUUUACCAAUCCACCGUUGUCUGUGAGUCACCUGCAGACGGCUGGAAGUGGGACUCUGAGGCGUGGAAUGAAGGGGGUGGUACCACCCCCAGACGUCACGCAUCACACCACAAAAGCCACCCACGACAUGCAGAAUUCAUCGUCCCAGACGAGCGGGAAUCUCAGCAAUAUCUCGCAAGUGUCGCAAUCAACGCCAAAACAGCCACAGGGUAUCUUGAAGGAUUCCAAGAGGAAUCAGCAGCACAACAUGCAAAUACUCAAUGUACAAAAUGCGCCGGGCGUUGACAGCAAUUUGCUGAUUGGUGUCAAUGCUGCAGCCUAUGAUCAGCACAAUCUCAGCUCCUUCAAUGCCCAACUCGGCUACACGGACGCCGAUGGGCAUUUGGUAUAGAAGGACACCCCAUGGGUGAUCUCACCUUUUGCCCCCUCCAAAAUGCUCCUCUUUUCCACAAUUAUCAAUUACUCUAGCAUUUAUACAAUUGUACUAGUAUAGGGAGAAAUUUCAUAAAUAUUUACGAAAGGAAAAAAAAGUAUUCAAAAAAAAAUCCACUGAGAGAAAAUUAAAGAAGAAAAAAACUCAUAGAUUUAUUGAGAAGAACAUUUAAAAAAAAAUAAUUAUUAGAUAGAUUAAUCUACAAGGGUAAUUCAAUCUAUCGCAACUUUUUCCCUGUGAAUUCAUUAUUUAUUAACUCUAAUUACAGGGUUGUAAAAUUACAUAAAAUAUACUCAGUUAUAUUGAUCCACUGACCAAGGGAGAAUUUAUGGCCAUUUCAUGAAAUCUCAGCUAAUUUUAUUUUCAACAGCAUUAAUUAUUAAAUUCAAAAUUUUAAUGUAUUUAGCAUCGUGAUAAAUAUUUGCUCAUAUUUCGUCUGAAUUCUGCUCAAAAUCAAACAACACUAAUUGCAAAUUCAUAAAUUAAUACAGCUAUUCUUCUGAAUACGCACUAUUAUUAAUAUUUUCUAAGCUGGGGUGUUUUUCCCAGUCCUAGGAGCCCCGGAGUUCAAUAUCAAUUUAUCACGUGAAGGGCAACUCAUAAUCCCAUUGAGAGUAUUUGAGAAAAAAUUUGCAAAACCAAAGAUUUGUUUUGUGCAACUCAAUAAAUUGUUUCAAGAAACUCUGUGAGACACAAAAUUACUUUGCGAAACCAAAACAAUCUAACGAUUUUUAUUUCGAAAUGCUUCCGUUCAGGGAUAACCUUUCGAAGAGAUAAACCUAAGCCAAAACUUUUCGAAAAUCGACCGAUAGCCUAAAAUAAAAGUUUACAUAUUUGCCGCUUGAGCGCUGACUCUUUUUCCAUUUCGAAUUUUCGAUAUUCUUGACACUUCAAUUGUCAACAGGAGUGCACGUUUCUGGAAUUUCAGGAUGCAUUUCUGACAGAAUGUUGAUGUUUCCACCUACACAACUGCAGGUAGAGUAGAUUCUUCCAAAUUCGAACGUUUCGAGUGUAUUUUUGACAUUUAUCACCUCCCAAAUUCAAACGAUAUUUUCAAAACUACAGUAGAGUUCCUCAAAUUUGAACAUUUGGAGGGGAUAGAUGACAUAUCUCACUCCUCAAAUUUGAACGAUAUUUUCAAAAACGUAACGGAAUUCGUCUAAAAUUCACUUUUCGUAAAUUUAGGAAAAUAACUUUAGCGAAUUUUAUGAAUUGAAUUUGUUGUUAAAUAGGUGGAAUUUGUUGAGGAAAUUAAUAUAAUACGACAAUAUUGAGGAAACACUAGAGAAAAAUAGUUUUAAUUCAGACUCCAUGCAAAAUUUCUUUUACAUAACCUUCCAUUUUACAUUUUGAAUGCAACUGUCGUUCAAAUUUGAGGAGUUCAGAUUUGAGGAACUCAACUUUAACUGAAUUUAUGUGACACUAAAUUGUACUUUCCCUGUAGCCGAUCGGCCGCAAAGUUUCACAGUAACAGAAAAUUCCCUGGAAUUUAUCUUCUAUUUUUCCGCGAGAGUUUCCGUGGAAAUAAACGCUAAUAUUCCGCUUGGAAUUCUGCGGAGUUAACAGCUUUUUUUCGCGUGGAUUUCCUGGAAAAAAAGUCCGAGGAAUUUUCUUGCAACAUAUCUGAGAGCAUUCCCUGGAAAUUGAUUCAAAAUUUCCUUUGAAUAUUCCGAGUAUAUUUUCUGAUAUCUUUCCGACCAAUACUCCAUAGAAGUAAACGCGAAAAUUCUGCAAUUAUUUUUCGCCCUAACGCUAUAAUUCUUGAGAGCUAGACAUACUCAAAUGAACGAUUCAAUUAAAUUCAACUAAGGGCUCAUAAUUUUGGACAGUUUCUAAAUUUGGACACUUUGAGGGUAAAAUUGGACACUAAAAAUAAAUUGAUUAAAAUUACAGAUUUUUAUUCCAAUAUUUGAUGAAUAAUUAAUUCUAUUUAAAUAUUUGUUGUUUUUGGAAGAUUUUAACACUGAAUACGAUCAUUUUUGUAUAAGAUUUGAGUUAAAAUUGCUUUGUUGAAAAUUCAGUGUGAGCAAUUGCUUACGAGAAAUAUGACUUAACUUCGUGGUUACUUUAGCCUUAUUUAUACCAUAAACCUCUCCUUCUGUCUUUUCUUACUCUUAGUAUUAAUCUUACGAUGGUGUCACAUAUAAAAUUAAUACUAGGAGUAAGAAAAACGGAAAGAGAGGUGUAUAGUAUGCAAAAUUUCGAAUGGAAAAUCACAUGUAUAAGAAAAAGUAUACUCUGGUGGCGUAAUACGAUGAGUAAGAUAUUACUGUUCGUAUUAAUUGUUUUCUGAAUAGUAGAAUCAGCGCUUCAAUCAGCGCUUCAAUCAGCGCUAUGCGGCGAGUACGUGAACUUGCACUUUAGGCUUCCAGUAGAUUUUCGAACAGCUUUGGCUUGGCUUUAGAGUGGUUUUAUCUCUUCGAAAGGUUAUUACUGAACGAGAUGAUUAUGAAUCUCCUUGCUUUGAUUUUUCUCAUCAAAGUCAGGACUCUCCUGUAAGUCGAGACACUUUGAAAAAUCGAACAGGAAACACUUCAGCCACCACGUGGACGAAACAAGAAGUAAAAAUAGCUUUUCUUUGGCUUUCGAUCUUCAAAUCGAAAUCGAUCUUCGAAUAUGUUUUUUUGUAUUCGUACUGUUUGUAUCCGAAGUUUCGCAGUCUAAAAGUGUCUUAGCUAAAUGGUGAAUUGUACUGUUUUUCGGAAAAUGUCUCUUUAUUUGCGAAAGUUCAUAUGCUGUCUUUCCGUCUCUGUUUUUAAUCAAAAUAAACAUAUAAAUGGCCAGUAAUUUCUCUUGGUAUCUCAAAGACUUCCGUAUGAUCUCAGAUUUGCAAUUUAACUCCUGUGUCUGAUGCACAAUAAUAUGAUUUAUUUCACAAGUUUGUAAUUUGAACUCAUGCAAAACGGACAAUUGUGAAAGUUUCAUGACAGCACUAAAGUCACCUUAAAGUUGCAAACUUGUCAAAUUAAUUUAAUGUUUAAUUUGUGGUUUUUGGGUAAAUCAAUUUGAAAAUUAUGACCACAUUUCUAGACUGAUAGUCUCCAUGGCCAGAAGAACUUUGUUACAUUUGUGGAAUUCUUGUUUUCAUUUACUUUGCAAGAAAAAAAAAGAAAAGUAUUUUGAGAGGAUGUUUGUACACUUCUCUUUUGAGAAAUCAAUAAAACAAAUGAAAAAAAAAACAUCACAAGAACGUACUAAAGGAAGAAGCGAGUAGAAUACGGCCUAAUUGUGCACAAAAAGGAUUUUUUUAUUUAUUGCCGACAAAAAAAGGUCUCAAAAAUCAAUUAAAAGACAAAUAAUAUUUGCUUUGUCUUUAAUCAAAUUUAGUUUUUUAUAGUUUUUAUUUUUAUUAAAAUUAAAGAAAACAAUUCCCAGUGAAUCCUCAAUUUACUUCACUUCUUCUAUCUCUCAAUAUUGAAGAUGAUAGGAUAAAAACUUCUGAAUAUUGCAAGAAAAGAAAGAACAUUAUUAUGUUUUUCUGUUAGUUUGAAAAAAAGUGAUAAAAGUUUGUUUUGUGAGCAAUUUAUCUUUCAUUUUACGUAGAGAAAAGUUUAUGAGUAGUAAACAGGAUGAAUUUUGCGAAAAAGAAAAACAUCUUGUAUUCCAAUUAUGCUCAAUGUUUGAAAACAUUUUAUUAUUUUUAAGUGUUGAAUGUUGUUUUUUUUUCCUGGUGUGAGAAAUAAUAAACAGCGGAUAUUUCAAAUAAAUUAUAAUAAAAUUACCUAAAGAAUACUCUCCUUGAAAUGUGACGAAAUCUGAACAAUCGAAUUAUGUACUUCGAAAAAGAAACAUAGAUUUUAUGGGUAAAUUUGUAAGAUGAGAAAGAAAUUCCAAGAAAUAAUUAACUGUUAUUUUAAAUAAACUCCCUAAAAGAAAAGAGAUAUAAAAAAAAUAAUUAGUUGAGAGAAAUAAAUGAAGAAAAAAAUUGUAAAAUAUUCUUUAAAAUGUAACAAUUGUAAAAAAAUACAAGAAAUUUUUUUUAUUCUUGUUUUUUUACAAAUUCAGGGAUUACAAUCUCUCUAUUUUACUGUAAAUACUUUUUUUUGUGAAUUAUUGCAUUUUUAUAUUAUUUUUAAGAUUUUUUUAUAAAACUUCUUUCCCCGAUACCUCACCUAGAAUUAAAGAAAAAUACAAAAAAAAUUAAAGAAUAAUUUAUUUAAGAUUAAUUAAAAAAAAGAGAUUAAUUUACAUUUAAGGUAUUAAAAUAUUUACGUGAAUUUCUUACAGAAUAGCACAAAGAAAAGAAUACCAAACAUGCCAAAGAUGUGUUGAUCCCCCUAUCCCUGGCCAUUUAAUGGUGGGAUGCAGAGGGAAUCAAAGAAAAAUUUUAUUCUAACAGCUGUUGUGGAAUUUCCUAAAACAGCCAAGAGGUUAUGAUGCAAAAUUAGGUUAUGUUGAAUGAAACAUAACGUAGAAACUUUGAAAAACGUUGAGUGGGAAAUUCAUAUACAGGAAGUUCCGCUUUGAAUGAAAUUUUCUUGAACGAAAAAGAGCCCGCGAAUUUACUCCAGUGACACAGAAAAAUUGCAUACCCACAGGAGAUAUCCUUGUAAUAAGAGAUCGAACCGCCAUGAUGUAUGCAAAACAUUUCCUCGACAACUUUCAGGCUUUUUUCAGCGCAAAAUUUGCAUAUAUUUAGGGGCAAUUCAUUUUUUUUAGAGAUAAGCUCCCAAUAGUAGGCAGUUAAUAAUCUACUUCUUUCAAUCCAUUUUCACUGAAGCCAGAACUCUCUGUAUCAUCAACAACGUAGAGAAACGAAUAUAAUACGUCGGCUUCGCGGGACAAAAAUAUGAAUUCUUUAAAGACAUCUACACACUGAAAGUAAUUUUUCUUAAAAAUUUGCCAUAAUAUUGACGUUUCUAUGUACAGCAUAAAAAUGCAUUAAAAAUUUACCACGUCAAAAACAUUUGCAUAUAUUUUGGGGCAAUUCAAAAAAUAUUUUACAAAUGAGCUCCCAAUAGUAGGCAAACCAUAUCAAAUUCUUUCAAUCUGCUUUCACUUAAUCCGUGACUCCAUGUAAAUUCUUAAUUCUUAAACUAAUUUAUUUUUCACUUAGAACAAAUAAAUAUUUACCAUAACCUCAUAUUUGUUUAGUAGAGAAAAUAUUUUUAAACUGAAAUCAAGUUUUAUCACAAAGUUACUUCGGUUAUCAAAAAGUGUGACUUGCAAAUCAAUACUCACAAUUACAAUAAGUCUUUUUUGAAGUUUCUAAACAAUUUAAGAGAAAUAUUUUAAAAAUUUUGAGGUUAUGUGUGACCUAACUAUGAAAAAGCGGGGUUUGAAGCGUACAGGUGUUUGAUCUGUUCCUUCGAUGUCUAUGUGGCUUUAAAAAAAAGCACUCUUGCAAUGGUGUAAAAAUUAAUUUUGAAUUUACUUAUUGUCAUGCAUAAUAGACAGAUUGUAAAUAAAAGCCGAAAGGUAGUGAAAAAAAUGGCCAAAAUGCAACCUUGACAAGCUUAUUUUGACGUUUAUUCAGUUUCAAAUGGAUCUUAUUUACAUCUGACAUAAAUUUAAAAAUUUCUUGGUUAUGUUAUUACAAACAUAACCUCACUUUGCAACCUAACCUCUUGCCGUUUAGGAAAUUUUCACCACUGAUCAAAUGUGAUCUCAAGACACUUUCUACUUAUUUUGGCAACAAUCCUGUCUCAUUAAUAUUGCUCAAAAAGUAUUUUAAACAAAAAGAUUUAAAUGAUAAAAUAUAUCGGAACAUGAAGCACAUCAAUGUAAAUGAAGAAAAUAAACUUCCACUGAGAUGCCAAAUUGUAAAAAAAAAAAGAAUCGCUCACCUGACUGUUUUGCCAAAUUUACAGAAGGAACUAAUGUAACAAAUAAAAUAUUAUUUGUUUCUCUAAAUGGUUGUUUAGCAACUCAUAGUAUGUGUUUUAUUUCGAAUGGAGAGGACUAUUUGUGCCUUAAGAUCCCUGAAGAAUGAGAUGUGAAAGUUUUGAUGGUGAAAAAGUCAAAGAAAAAAAUCUCAAAUGUAAAAUUUUUUAGGUUAAUAAUGUAAAUAGACGUACAAUAACGAGAAUAGAUAUUUAAAAAAAAAAUGAAUUAAUAAAUGAAAAUGUAGGUAAAUAAAAUCAAACAGAUACAAUUCAGACAGAAUUUUUGCCAAUACUCCUUUUUGUAUUUAAAUUUUUAAAAUUUAUGGAAUAAUUAAAAACAUAAUUUUUUUCAGAGUUUUUAAAGCAUCACUGAACAUCAUGUGAUGAAAAUGCGCUAGAGAAAAAUAUAUUUAAAAAAAAAGUAAAUGGUAAAUGGAAAAAAAGAAUUGCCAAAAUAGUCAAAGAAAAAUUAUUUAGAAAAGAGGUGAAAACAAUCAAGUGAUAAAGAAUUUGCAACUGAGUAUUAAUUUUUGAUUUUUUAAAAUAAUCUUUUUGGUUUUUUAGAAGGUUGUUUAUGCAAAAUUUAAAAAAUAGAGAAAGUACGACUCUUGAAAAAAGUGAAACUCUAAUUAUACAACUCAAUUAAUAAAGACCUAAUGAGAAUAUUUGCUUCCAUCUCAUAGAAUUUUUAGAAUAUACAAAAAAGAGAAACAUAAAUCAGAAGAUGUGAAUUAUUACAAAAAGAAAAAAAUGAAUUUAAAUAAAUAAAAAAUGAGAGUUAAAUAGACACGAUUAUGUAGGCUAUAACUGUGACAAUUUUUAUUCCAUCUCAUUUCCAUAACAGAAACGUCUAUUAAAUAUUUUUUCCAACAAUAAAAUACUGUAAAAAUUUAAAAAAAAAAUGAAAAACAUCCCUUGAAAGACACUCUAGUUUAUUUGCAUUCAAAAAAAAAAAGAAGUGUAAAUAAGUAGCUAAACAAAGACUAGAAUAUUGUUGACUAACGAAAAAUAUGGACAUUAUAGACUAUUAUUUUGUAUUUCACAAAAAAAUGUAAAAAGAGGAAAAAAAAUUGAAUAAAUUAAAUCUAAGGCUAGAUAUAAAUACAGAAAAUACAUAAAAUGAGACAGAGUGAAAUUAGAAAAAAAUAAAUUGCAUAAAAAACAGUUGUAUUCAAUUACAUUAAAAAAAUGGUAAACAGAAGGACAAGCUAGACUUAAUAAAUAUUAUUAAAAAAAAAAGAAAAAUCCAUCCUUUUUCGUAAUGUACCAAUGUGUCAAUAAAAUGAAGAAAUAUUUAUUAAAAGAAAAGUAUUGCAUAUAAAAAUUCUUUCAUAUUUUAUAUACAUUACAAAAACAGAAAAAAACAAGAAAAAGAUACUUUAUAGAAUAAAUGGAAUAACAAGGAAUGCAGUUUUGCAUGCAUUUUUUUUUAAAUAUGCUGCAAAGAUGUAAUUGGAAAGGACGACUAUAUGUUUUAGUCAGACAUAAUUGUGUUAAUAAGACAUUGACUUUUGAUCAUGAAUAAUAAAAUUAAAAAUAAAUUUAUUGAGAAAGAAGAAAAAAAAAGAUAUUAAAUAUAUUAAAAUAGGUCUUAAUGUAAAUUGUUAACUCAAUAAUGUCUUAUGAACUCAUAUUAAUGUAGACAUAAGAGCCAAGAACUUAAUAAAAUUAUUCUGUCAUUAUAGAAAAA